Messenger RNA from Eimeria necatrix, 1311 nucleotides. RefSeq lists its product as hypothetical. The record is from RefSeq and is a predicted model, not a curated record. Bases 1 to 1311 code for a protein of 436 amino acids. The transcript has a single exon. Lineage: Eukaryota; Apicomplexa; Conoidasida; Eucoccidiorida; Eimeriidae.
AUGCCGCAGGCGCAUGCUGCUGCUGCUGCUGCUGCUGCUGCUGCUGCUGCUGCUGCUGCUGCUGAGAACACAUCUGGAGCAGCAGCUCAGGACGGCAUCUUCACUUCAGACAAUAGUUGUGAGAUUAUGCUGCUGCAGCAGCAGCAGCAGCUCGGGGGAUUCGUCAACAGCAGCAGCAGCAACAGCAGCAGCAGCAGCAGCAGCAGCAGCAGCAGCAGCGGGUGGAUUUUGCUGUCGCUCUUUGAUUUUCUCGUCGGCACAGGACUGCUCGCGUGUCUGCACGACCUGCUGCUGCGCUGCUGCUGCGCUGCAGCAGCAAACAACCUGCUGCAGCAGGUCCCUGGCAGCAAGCUGACGGGGGUGCUGCUGCUGCUGCUGCUGCGCCCCUACGCCCAGCGCCCGCAGCAGCAGCAGCAGCAGCAGCAGCUGCUGCUGCUGCAGCAAAAGAACAAUGAGCUGGAGCUGCUGGAGUGGGAGCGUUGCUGCUGCUGCUACAUUUUAAAGUGUCGGUAUGACUCAGACAUUUACUUUUGGCGGCUGCUGCUGCAGCAGCCGCUGCAGCAGCUGCUGCAGCAGCAAGACAAGCUGCUGCUGCGGCUGUGGGAAGAAGGCGCCGCCCAGUGGCACGCGCUGCUGCGCAGCAGCUGCAGCGCCUUCCGCAGCAGCAGCAGCAGCAGCAGCAGCAGCAGCAGCAGCAGCAGCAGCAGCAGCAGCGAGCCAGGGGAAGCUUCUGCUUCUGUUAGGAGACGGAGAAGGCAUACCAGCAGCAGCCGCUCGGCCGAAAUUGCUAGCCAGCAGCAGCAGCAGCAGCAGCAGCAGCAGCAGCAGCAGCAGCAAAAUGUAGACUGGCAGCAGAAGCACCCAAGGACAAGAGGGCGCUUAUCUGCUGCUGGGGAUGCAACACCGAGUGCUCUGCCGCUGCAGUGGCGCCGCAGCAGCAGCAGCAACAGCAGCAGCAGCAGCAGCAGCAGCAGCAAUUUCGAACAAUAUUUUGCGGCUACAUCAGGGGCCCCUGAAGCGGACCCAGCAGCAGCAGCAGCAGCAGCUGACGCAGCAGCAGCAGCAGCUGCUGCUGCUGCUGACAGCGCUGCACGGCUCUCUUUGGGCCAGGAGAACAUCUGCCCCCGCCGCUUGAAUGCAGCAGCAGCAGCAACUGCAGCAGCAGCAGCAACUGCAGCAGCAGCAAUUGCCAGCCCACCUUACUACGAAGGCGCUCGAGACCAGCAGCAGCAGCAGCAGCAGCAGCAGCAGCAGCAGUGGGCUGACUCGCAGCGUCCCCCAAAGCACCGGGUGUACAUGCAGCAGCCAUAA